AGGUGGAUAUAUAAUGGAGCACUUGCUACGCUACAGAGGCAUCCGUGAGCUUUUACUACGAGUCACAAACACACGAGUGCAGAGGAGCUCAAAGAUAAUCUGUUGUGCUGAAAGGAACGAUUUUGAGGAGAAGAAGAAGCAAAAGAAGAAGAAGCGAAACGUGAAGAAAGACCAAAAAAACCUCAAGCAUCAGGAGAUCUGUUUCCAAGACCAUGUCUCUCGAAGUGAAGGAGAAGACCCAGGUGCGUCUGGUGUUCAUGGGAGCAGCCGGCGUAGGCAAGACGUCUCUGAUCCGUCGCUUCCUGAACGAAUCGUUCGAGACCAAGCACAAGCGCACGGUGGAGGAGCUGCAUAGAAAAGAGUACGAGUUCUCGGGCGUCAAGGUGAGCGUGGAGAUCCUGGACACGAGCGGCAGCUACUCGUUCCCAGCCAUGCGCAAGCUCUCCAUCCGUAACGGCGAUGCCUUUGCGCUCGUCUACUCCAUCGAUAAUGCAGAGUCUCUCGAGACGGUCAAGAAUCUGCGCGAUGAGAUCCUGGAGAUCAAGGAGGACAAGUUCACCCCCAUUGUGGUGGUCGGAAACAAGAGCGACCUUGAUGAGUGCAGACAAGUGCGCUCUGAAGACGUCCUGGCAACGGUGGAGGUGGACUGGAACAACAACUUCCUGGAGGCUUCGGCGAAGGAGAACGAGCAUGUCGUGGAGGUGUUCAGAGAACUUCUCCAGCAAACCAACCUUCCCAGGCGCCUGAGCCCAGCGCUGAGGCGACGCCGGGAGACAUAUCCUAAAGACGCAAACUUCAGACCUCCGAUGAAUAAAACCAACAGCUGCACAGUGUCCUAAACGCAAACAUCACACGUGUUCAGGACGUUUCUUCAGGAGGCAACAUCUCCAAGAUGUUCACCGAAUGACACCUCCAUACCUCUCUCUCUCUCUUCUCCAGAACUUUCAGAUCUUCUCUGGUUUGUUCUUUCAUGCAGGAGAGGAAAAUGAACAGUUACAGGAAAACCCUGAGCAGAUUCUUCACCACCCAGAAUUCCUCUCUGCCUCCUGACUGCAGGUGUGAGAGGAACUGAAGGAGAAGAAUAAAUGAAUAAAUGAACAUAAAGGUAAAGAACUCGUAAAAACACUUUGAAAUGUUUUGUGCUGCUCCAGAAAAGACUUUCGAUCAGUGUUCAGAAAAUAUUCUGCGUUUUUUGGGGUUUUUUGGAAAUUCAAUUCUCAGUAGUUGUACCAUAUAGUAAAGAUUCUUUAUUGUUGUUUGGUUCGAUGGUGUUCAUAUCUGUUUUCUCAGGUUCUUCAUGCUCAGGGCUUCCUGUGAUCACCUACCAGCUUAGAAUUACAAUGAAGCUGAAAGGCUUGUGGUCAUGUGAUUAAAACCGAUUUCAUUGUAAAGCUGAAACUCUCAUUUAAAAAAAAAAAAAAAUGUUAUACACUGGGUGCAGAAGUUUUGGCACCUCUAAGGUACCAAAUGAACAUAACAUAUUGUAUAUAAAUAACGUGUGUGUGUGUGUGUGUGUGUGUGUGUGUGUGUGUGU
Silurus meridionalis is the source of this 1534-nucleotide messenger RNA. Its product is annotated as GTP-binding protein Rhes-like. Lineage: Eukaryota; Metazoa; Chordata; Actinopteri; Siluriformes; Siluridae. Gene Ontology annotation, molecular function: GTP binding; GTPase activity. Bases 213 to 839 code for a protein of 208 amino acids. The record is from RefSeq and is a predicted model, not a curated record. The transcript has a single exon.